Diorhabda carinulata is the source of this 1723-nucleotide messenger RNA. RefSeq lists its product as uncharacterized. The transcript has 2 exons. Gene Ontology annotation, molecular function: zinc ion binding; ubiquitin protein ligase activity; ubiquitin conjugating enzyme binding. Bases 293 to 1672 code for a protein of 459 amino acids. Gene Ontology annotation, cellular component: cytoplasm. NCBI's taxonomy places the organism in Eukaryota, Metazoa, Arthropoda, Insecta, Coleoptera, Chrysomelidae. Gene Ontology annotation, biological process: multicellular organism development; proteasome-mediated ubiquitin-dependent protein catabolic process. The record is from RefSeq and is a predicted model, not a curated record.
AUAUUCAUUUUCAUUUUUUUGUUAAACGCGUACAGUAUUAAGUAUAAAAUUUAAAUUUCGAGUAGGUACCCGUUUUAUCUUAUCAGUUUAUUGAAGUUUUGCAAACAGUUUCGCACCCUUCACUUCAUGACGCGUAUGUAUCAAAUGGGUAAAUACUGAUAAGAUUAUCUCAUUUUGUGUUAAAUCGUUAAAUUUCUUAUCGCAAAAUACUCAAAUUAUAUAUUCUAUGUUAACUAGACCAAACUAGACUUCCAUGUGCCAGCUGUGAGAAACAAUAAACAUAUUUACUAAUAUGUUGAUCUAUCUGUGUCCUACCGACAAAAAAUAUGCGUGCUCGUGGGAAGGUAAAUCGGAAGAUAUUUUGCACCAUUUUGAAGAAGAACACGAUGACCUUUUACAUUUCAGCGACACAUUUUUCAUUGAUCUCGCAAUAUUGUCCGAAAACAGGCUACUAUUCGUUGAAGAUGAAAUUUAUCUUGCACAAACUAAGAUAUUUGACAAUAUAAUGGAAAUUAAACUAAGGUAUCUUGGUCCGGAAGCGAUUUCUAAAAAAAUAACCUAUCAUGUACUACUGAAGGUCAAUUACGAUCUAUGCCAUCCUGGAUAUAUAUCUGUUAACAAUAAUGGCAGUAUAACCGUAGACUUAGCAAUAUUGGAAAAAGAUAUUGGAACCAUUACCGCUGUAGAAUGUACAUUUAAUAUUAACAAAGAUAUAGAUGAUGAAACUGAUGACGUUUUUGUCAGUCAAGUCGAAUCAAAUGAGAGAAUUAUAGAACAAGGUGAAUACGAAGACGUUGGACUAACUGAAGAGAAUUAUAAUAUGACCGGUUUUGAACAUUUACCUUUAUCCAAUAGUGGAAGUCAAUCAAGUGUUGGAGGAAAAUGGUAUAAAAACGGCUCUAAGAAUCCAGAUGUUUCCCUUUCUCGCUCGAAAACUAUCAGUGUGGACGAUAUAAAACGAAGACACAUACAAAGAGCUAAAAGUACUCUUAGUUUAGGGGCAAUUUCAGAGAUAGAUACGGAUUCCUCACCUAAUUGUACAGAAUGCUUUGUACCGUUGAUACCUCCAAUAUUUCUUUGUCGCAAUGGCCAUAAUUUUUGUCAAAAAUGUCAACCGGGAUUGUGCCCUAUUUGUUCAGAGAAAGUUACUUACCAUAGGAACAUUCGAUUGGAAGAAAACUUCGGAAAAUUUCUGUUGCCGUGUAAAUAUAAAAAAUAUGGUUGCCCACAAAAGUUAUUGAAUGAUGACCUUUACGACCACGAAGCUUAUUGCACUUUUUGUGAUUAUCAGUGCCCUAUUGAAAGUUGUCAUUUUGAGGGACAAUUUAAACACAUGUGGAAUCAUUUAAAAGUUAUUCACGGAACAAAGAAAAUUUUGGAAUCGUUUAUUGUCACUUUUAAAAAUAUUCCAGAGGCUUUUUUGGUAAACGAAGAGCGAGGUAUAUUUUAUUGUUAUGUUACAUUCAUUGAUGAUUAUGUUCAAUGGAAGGCCAUUUUCUGUGGACCGAAAGAAAGAAGAUUUUUCUGCGAAUUAAAGUUUAAAGAGGGACAAUUGAAGCAACCAGUUUUGUUGAAUAGAAGUGAAAAUGUUUACUUUAUAGCCUUGAGUUUACAGGAUUUGAAAAGAAUGAAAGUUAAAGCGAAAAAUGCUAUUCUAACUAUAACUUCAUGAGAAUUGUAAGCAUCGUUAUCCAAUACAUUAAACAUACGUACUUGCGUCAUA